This is a messenger RNA of Gracilinanus agilis (Agile Gracile Mouse Opossum), 2256 nucleotides long. Its product is annotated as maltase-glucoamylase, intestinal-like. The transcript has 18 exons. Lineage: Eukaryota; Metazoa; Chordata; Mammalia; Didelphimorphia; Didelphidae. The record is from RefSeq and is a predicted model, not a curated record. The annotation marks the transcript as partial. Gene Ontology annotation, biological process: carbohydrate metabolic process. Gene Ontology annotation, molecular function: carbohydrate binding; alpha-1,4-glucosidase activity.
UUUCAGCCAACCAAUUCUACUGGAGUCCCCUACUGCUACAUCACUAAGUAUUAUUAUACUGCCAGUAACAUUCAGAACACAGGAGCCGGCCUAACAGCAGACAUCUCCCGAAAUGCGGAAGCCAAUUACUAUCCUUCCACACCCAUUAACCAGCUCAGAUUGGAUGUGACAUUUCAUAAAAAUGACAUGCUACAGUUUAAGAUCUAUGAUGCCAACAACAAGAGAUAUGAAGUGCCAGUGCCCUUAAAUAUUCCAGGCUCCCCCACCAGUCAACCUGAAAAUCGCCUCUAUGAGGUGGCUAUCAAAGAAAACCCAUUUGGAAUUGAGAUCCGCAGAAAAAGCACAGGCACUGUGAUUUGGGAUUCCCAGGUCCCUGGCUUUACCUUUAAUGACAUGUUCCUACGUAUCUCCACCCGCCUCCCAUCGCACUACAUCUAUGGCUUUGGAGAAACAGAGCACACGACCUUCCGGAGGGAUCUCAACUGGCACACGUGGGGAAUGUUUUCUCGAGACCAGCCUCCAGGUUACAAGAAGAAUUCCUAUGGUGUACACCCAUAUUACAUGGGUUUGGAAGAGGACGGCAAUGCCCAUGGAGUGCUCCUGCUCAACAGCAAUGCCAUGGAUGUAACUUUCCAACCAACCCCUGCACUCACAUAUAGGACUACUGGAGGUAUUCUGGACUUUUACAUGGUUUUGGGACCUACCCCAGAGCUCGUUACUCAGCAGUACACAGAGUUGAUUGGCCGGCCAGUGAUGACUCCUUACUGGGCCUUAGGAUUCCAGCUGUGUCGUUAUGGAUACGAGAAUGAUAAUGAAAUUGCUGAACUCUACGAUGCCAUGGUGGCUGCUCAGAUACCCUAUGAUGUGCAGUACUCAGACAUCGAUUACAUGGAGAGGCAGCUAGAUUUCACCCUAAGCCCCAAGUUUGCUGGUUUUCCUAAUCUAAUCAAUCGAAUGAAGCAGGCUGGGAUGCGAGUCAUCCUCAUUCUGGACCCGGCUAUUUCUGGCAACGAGACCAAGCCAUAUCCUGCCUUCACUCGGGGCGUCGAGCAAGAUGUGUUCAUUAAAUGGCCAGAUGACAACAGCAUAGUUUGGGGAAAGGUUUGGCCAGAUUUGCCAAAUGUCACUAUCGAUGGAUCUCUUGAUUGGGACACCCAAGUGGAGUUAUACAGAGCUCACGUUGCCUUCCCAGACUUUUUCCGUAAUUCAACAGUCAAGUGGUGGAAGCAGGAAUUGAGGGAACUGCACAACAAUUCCCAGGAGCCAGAGAAGAGCUUGAAGUUUGAUGGAAUGUGGAUUGACAUGAAUGAACCAUCAAGCUUUGUGAAUGGGGCAGUUCCUCCAGGCUGCAGGGUUGACACAUUAAAUCAUCCUCCUUACAUGCCCCAUCUGGAGUCAAGAGACAGAGGGCUGAGCAGUAAGACUCUGUGCAUGGAAAGUCAGCAGAUCCUGCCUGAUGGAAGUCCAGUGAGGCACUACGAUGUGCACAAUCUCUAUGGCUGGUCCCAGACAAAGCCAACAUAUGAAGGCGUGCAAGAGGUUACAGGCCGGCGAGGAAUUGUGAUCAGUCGUUCAACCUUUCCUUCUUCAGGACGCUGGGCAGGACAUUGGUUGGGAGACAACACAGCAGCCUGGGAUCAGCUGUAUAAAUCCAUCAUUGGUAUGAUGGAGUUCAGUCUUUUUGGAAUAUCCUAUACAGGAGCUGAUAUCUGUGGGUUCUUUCAAGAAGCUGAAUAUGAGAUGUGUGCUCGCUGGAUGCAACUGGGAGCCUUUUACCCUUUCUCUAGGAACCAUAAUACCAUUGGGCCUCGGAGGCAAGACCCUGUGUCUUGGAAUUCCACCUUUGAGGAUCUUUCAAGAGAUGUCCUAAACACAAGAUACACUCUGUUGCCUUAUCUCUACACCCUGAUGCAUAAGGCCAAUGUAGAAGGCAGCACUGUUGUCCGGCCCCUUCUUCAUGAAUUUGUUGAAGACAAAGAAACUUGGGACAUAUUCUGUCAAUUCUUGUGGGGCCCAGCCUUCUUAAUCAGCCCUGUCCUGGAACCUCUUUCAGACAACUUCUUACCCACCCAUCUUAAUCAAUUCUCUUCCCGACUUUCCCGACCUGCUUCCUUGCGGAAGACAGGAAAUAUGGUAAUUGCUGGUCCAGAUUCAGAAACAGGUGAGGAAUUGGACUUUUGCCUGGGCCAGAGUCCGAUUUUCUCCCAUACUCAAUCAUGCAAACAGUCACACUGCACAGUCACCUCUGGAAAGUAG